Eruca vesicaria subsp. sativa (arugula) is the source of this 3264-nucleotide messenger RNA. NCBI's taxonomy places the organism in Eukaryota, Viridiplantae, Streptophyta, Magnoliopsida, Brassicales, Brassicaceae. The record is from the annotation of a GenBank genome assembly.
AUGGCGAACCUCCAAAGAUCAUCAUCUCUCAUUGACUCCAGAAGCGGUUUCUGCAAAUCAAACUCCACAUUCUAUAGCAAACGCAACCCAUUGCCUCUCCCAGCGAACCCUUCCCUUGAUGUCACCACUUUCAUCUCCUCUCAGCCUCACCACGGCACUACCGCCUUCAUCGACGCCACCACUGGCCACCUGCUAACCUUCUCCGAUCUCUGGACAGCCGUGGAACGCGUCGCGGACUGUCUCCACCACGAUAUCGGGUUACGUAGAGGCCACGUCGUCCUCAUCCUGUCCCCAAACUCUGUCUAUUUCCCCGUCGUCUCCCUCGCCGUAAUGUCGCUCGGCGCUGUCGUCACCACCGCGAACAUUGUCAACACCGCCGGUGAGAUAUCAAGACAGACCUCCGACAGCAAGCCAAUGCUCGCCUUCACAACACCCGACCUUGCUCCUAAACUCGCCGGUUUAAGUAUCCCCGUCGUACUAGAGAGCGUGGGGUCCACUCACGGAGUCAACGUCGUCGGGGUAGUGACCGAGAUGAUGAAGAAGGAACCGAGGGGGCAGCGAGUCAGAGAAAGAGUCAACCAGAACGACACGGCGAUGCUGCUUUACUCGUCGGGCACAACAGGACCGAGCAAGGGAGUGAUCACGUCUCACAAGAACUUAACUGCUUACGUGGCGAGGUUCGUCUCGGAGAAACUGGUAGGCGACCAGAUCUUCCUCUGCACCGUGCCAAUGUUCCACACCUACGGACUACUGUGUUUCUGUCUGAGCACCGUCGCAUCCGGCUCGACGGUGGUGACACUCCGGAGAUUCGACCUCCACGGUGUGAUGGAAGCGGUUGACAAGUACAGAGCCACGACUCUGGCAGUAGCGCCGCCGGUUGUAGUAGCUAUGACUAACGAGGCGGAUGUGAUCAAGGCCAAGUACGAUCUGAGCUCGCUGAGAAUCGUGAGGUGCGGUGGAGCGCCGUUGAGUAAGGAGGUGACUGGAGGGUUUAGGGAGAAAUAUCCAACGGUUGAUAUUUUUGGUGGUUAUGCUUUGACGGAAUCUAAUGGUGCGGGAGCUUCGGUUGAGACGGUGGAGGAGAGUCGGAGAUACGGUUCGCCGGGGUUGUUGACGCCCGGUGUGGAGGCGAGGAUUGUGGAUCCGGAUUCGGGUCGGGUUUUGGGUGUUAACCAAAUGGGCGAGCUCUCGCUCAAAGGGCCUACUAUUGCUAGAGGGUAUUUUAAAACCGAAGAAGCUACAAAUGAAACCUUUAAUUUGGAAGGAUGGCUAAGAACUGGAGAUAUCUGUUACAUCGAUGAAGAUGGGUUUCUUUUUGUCGUGGACCGGUUGAAAGAACUGAUAAAAUACAAAGGCUAUCAGGUACCUCCAGCUGAACUAGAGGCUCUAUUGGUUACUCAUCCAGACAUUCUAGAUGCCGCUGUUAUUCCGUUUCCUGAUAAAGAAGCGGGACAAUAUCCAAUGGCCUACGUGACACGAAAGCUUGAGAGCGACCUAUCAGAGAAACAAGUUAUUGACUUCGUGUCUAAACAGCAGGUUGCACCGUAUAAAAAAAUAAGAAAAGUCGCAUUUAUAAACUCUAUUCCAAAGAAUGCAUCCGGCAAAACACUUCAGAAACAAAUGGCGAACCUCGAAAGAUCAUCUCUCGUUGACUCCAGAAGCGGUUUCUGCAGAUCAAACUCCACAUUCUAUAGCAAACGCAACCCAUUGCCUCUCCCGGCGAACCCUUCCCUCGACGUCACCACUUUCAUCUCCUCUCAGCCUCACCGCGGCACCACCGCCUUCAUCGACGCCACCACUGGCCACCGGCUAACCUUCUCCGAUCUCUGGAUAGCCGUGGAACGCGUCGCGGACUGUCUCCACCGCGAUAUCGGGUUACGUAAAGGCCACGUCGUCCUCAUCCUCUCCCCCAACUCUAUCUAUUUCCCCGUCGUCUCCCUCGCCGUGAUGUCUCUCGGCGCCGUCGUCACCACCGCAAACACUCUCAACACCGCCGGAGAGAUAGCAAGACAGACCGCCGACAGCAACCCCACUCUGGCCUUCACAACUCCCGACCUUGCUCCGAAACUCGCCGGUUUAAGUAUCCCCGUCGUACUCGAGCGCGUGGGGUCCACUCGCGGAGUUAACGUAGUCGGGGUUGUGAGCGAGAUGAUGAAGAAGGAACUGAGCGGGCAGCGAGUCAGAGACCGAGUCAACCAGGAGGACACGGCGAUGCUGCUUUACUCGUCAGGUACCACAGGACCGAGCAAGGGAGUGAUCACGUCUCACCGGAACUUAACAGCCAACGUGGCAAGAUUCGUCUCGGAGAAACCGAUAGGUGAAGAAAUUUUCAUCUGCACCGUUCCGAUGUUCCACACCUAUGGACUACUGUGCUUCAAUAUGAUGACCGUAGCAUUUGGCUCGACCGUGGUGAUCCUACGGAGAUUCGACCUCCACGGUAUGAUGGAAGCGGUUGAGAAGUACAGGGCCACGACUCUGGCUUUGGCGCCGCCUGUCGUUGUGGCUAUGAUCAACGAAGCGGAUGCGAUCAGGGCCAAGUACGAUCUGAGCUCCCUGAGAAGGGUGAGGUGCGGUGGAGCGCCGUUGAGUAAGGAGGCAACGGAAGGGUUUAGGGAGAAGUAUCCGACGGUUCAUAUAUUUCAAGCGUAUGCGUUGACUGAGUCAAACGGUGGAGGGGCUUUUAUUGAUACGGUGGAGGAUAGCAGGAGGUUCGGUACGUCGGGGUUGUUGACGUGUGAUGUGGUGGCGAGGAUUGUGGAUCCGGGUACGGGUCGGUUAAUGGGAGUUAAUCAAACGGGUGAGCUCUGGCUCAAGGGACCGACUAUUGCAAAAGGUUAUUUUAAAAACCAAGAAGCUACGAAUGAAACCAUCAACUCCGAAGGAUGGUUAAAAACUGGAGAUCUUUGCUAUAUCGAUGAGGAUGGUUUUGUUUUUGUCGUGGAUCGACUGAAAGAACUAAUAAAAUACAAAGGCUAUCAGGUGCCUCCAGCUGAACUAGAAGCUCUCCUGAUCACUCAUCCAGACAUUCUCGAUGCCGCCGUAAUUCCGUUUCCUGACAAAGAAGCAGGACAGUAUCCAAUGGCUUACGUGGCACGAAAGGUUGAGAGCAACCUCUCUGAGAAACAAGUUAUUGACUUCAUCUCUAAACAGGUGGCACCGUAUAAAAAAAUAAGAAAGGUCGCAUUUAUAAACUCCAUACCAAAGACUGCAUCCGGCAAAACACUUCGUAAGGAUCUAAUCAAGCUCGCCACUUCUAAACUUUGA